GGUAUAUAAAUGGGCAAUGGGUUUGUGUUUUUACGAAUUUUAUUUGUAGAAGCAAAUAAGCGACAAAGAUUCAAGAUGUUUACUAUUGUCGUGAUCUGUGUUUCUUUGGCUCUGGUUCACAGCCAGGACGCCACAACUGCCGGUCGCACACAUCACCCGCACCACACCCACACACAACAUGUCCAGCCUACACACACCCCGCACCCUCACUCUACACAUGCCCCGAUCACUGACCACACAUUCAGCGCUUCCAAUCCUCUUUGGCUCAUAGACGCCACGCAUCAUGCGUUGGUGAUGAAGACAGACUCUGGUUGUUACGGCCUUCAUAUAACCCCUGAACAAGUGACGGAGGCCCAAACAGCUGAUGGGCUGUUAAAAUUAGAGCGGGGUCUACUGAAACAUACUGAGCAAGCCAAAACAUUCAGGCAUUUUCACGCGAAAGGAAUUUUAAGUGAUGAAAUCAAGAAGGCUUGCCCUACCAUCCUGAGUGCAAUCCACGAGGAACAUUAAGGUCUACAAGAAGAUCUGGAUUGUCAUUUAUGUGCUGUACGUAAAUUAUAUGUACUAUAUGCACCCAGAUAAAAUAAAUCAAACAGCCUGAACCGA
Molecule: messenger RNA, 606 nt
Organism: Liolophura sinensis
Lineage: Eukaryota; Metazoa; Mollusca; Polyplacophora; Chitonida; Chitonidae
Exons: 5
Coding region: 10-510 (166 amino acids)
Source: RefSeq, a predicted model, not a curated record